Aaosphaeria arxii CBS 175.79 is the source of this 1512-nucleotide messenger RNA. RefSeq lists its product as uncharacterized. The transcript has 2 exons. NCBI's taxonomy places the organism in Eukaryota, Fungi, Ascomycota, Dothideomycetes, Pleosporales. The record is from RefSeq and is a predicted model, not a curated record. Bases 1 to 1512 code for a protein of 503 amino acids.
AUGCCGAAGAGCCACAAUGAUAACGCCUUUCCCUGGGCCUCGUUGCCUGCAGAUAUCCGACUUUUGAUCCUCGACGAAAUCUCAGACCAGAAAUAUCGCGGCUGGUCUGUGUGCGCUGCUGUCUGCAAAGAAUGGCAGGCCAUCAUUGAACCGAAGAAUUUCUGCCAACUCGCGUUGAAGACCUCCUGUUUGGACGAGUUCGAGUACCUCGUUAUCCGACAAAGGCCUCUUGUCCAGCACAUCUGUCUCAAUGUCGAGCUUCCCCGAUACGCCUGUCCCACUUGUCAACAAGAUGUAACGGUGCCCGAGGUAACGGUGCCCGGAUGUACCUCUGAUAUUUUCUGGAAGGCUGUUCUAAGGCUCUUUUCUACACUAAGUACGUGGCAGCCUGCAGGCCGACUCAUACUCGAACUGAACGCAUCUUCGCCGAGUGACUCAGAACAUUGGUUCAAAAACUACUGUUUUGGACCUGGGCAUGAAGAUAUUGGAGACUGGACCCAGCAAGAGAGAGCUAUCAGAUGGCAUGACCCAAAGCACGGCUGGGCUGAUGGCCAGCAAAUUCAGGCUCCCGAUCCGUCCGCAAUAUUGCGCAUCUUCUCCCCACUCUGCUUAGACGUGCCCCAAAAUCUCCCUGUUGUUCAUGCCGUUACAGGCUUUCAGAUCCAUCGACAACUUCGACAUCAGCUUUUUCCGUUUGUACUGAAGGCAUUAUUGGAGAAACUCCCUCGGCUAGAAAGUAUGGUCUACGAGCUAUGGCGUGUUUCGCUAAUCCACCACCAGAUUGCAGAUACAAAAGAUGCAAAAGAACUAGCCAAUAUAGUCGAGGACGUUCUUCCGGAACAUGUCAAAGAAGUUUCUAUCUUCAAGGACUUCAAUGAUCAACUUGAACUGACACUCGAUAACGCUAGGUCGUCUUUAUACCAAUAUUUAGGAGUUCCUCGUAUUAUUACCUCAGCUGUCCACCUGGCGCUUUCCAAAGCGUUUGCCAGGAAAAGUCAUAACUUGGAGCGUCUUUCUAUUGCAUACAUGAUCGACGCCCAGCAGCUUUUCAUCUCAUGCCGGCAGAUGCCGUGUACCUGGAAUCUCUUGCAGUCAUUGACACUCACAUCCUCCAUUCUGGCUCGGACUGCUUCUCAUCAAAGUAUUUAUGCACUGUUGCAAGAUGCUAGUUUGACUGCGUUGAAUAUGCCGCAACUCAAAAGCAUGGUGCUCUGGAACGGUGGACAGGGACAAGCAUGUGCGGUUAUCUAUCAGCGACGUACUACCAAUGGACUGGCUACACUUACAUGGCGUAGUACAUGGGAUCUUGAGCUUAGUCAAGAUGUUGAGGAGUCUUGGAAGAAGGUUGUCCCUAGCUCGUGCUGCCUACUGUUUGAGAAGGAAUUAUUACGAGACGUUGAUAUUCGGUCACAUGGCGAUGCAAUUCAUCACCUGCGUCUGUCAGAUAGAGUCAUUGAUCCAACAUCACUACGCCAAAUACUCCAGGAGGGAAGGAUGCAAAGACUGGCAUAA